This is a messenger RNA of Manis pentadactyla (Chinese pangolin), 681 nucleotides long. RefSeq names its product poly(A) binding protein interacting protein 2B (gene PAIP2B). The record is from RefSeq and is a predicted model, not a curated record. Gene Ontology annotation, molecular function: mRNA regulatory element binding translation repressor activity. Bases 209 to 580 code for a protein of 123 amino acids. NCBI's taxonomy places the organism in Eukaryota, Metazoa, Chordata, Mammalia, Pholidota, Manidae. Gene Ontology annotation, biological process: negative regulation of translational initiation. The transcript has 4 exons. Gene Ontology annotation, cellular component: cytoplasm.
CGGGGGCGGAGUGAGGAGCCAGUGUGCUGUAAAAGGUAACCUGGCGAGUGGUAGCGGCGCUUCUCCCGUGCUGUGGCUCACGCUUUGGGUACUAGAGGCCGAGACUGUUCAGGCAAUACCGACCUCGGUGGCGACGGCGGAGGCUCUCAGAGGAGUGACAGAGUACGGUCUGGAGGCGGGGCUUCCGGCCAGCCCAGAUUCUGUCAUAAUGAACGGAUCCAGUGUGGCAAAUACAUCACCCAGUGUAAAAUCCAAAGAGGACCAGGGGUUAAAUGGCCAUGAUGAGAAGGAAAACCCAUUUGCAGAGUACAUGUGGAUGGAAAAUGAGGAAGAUUUCAACAGACAGGUGGAGGAGGAGCUGCAGGAGCAAGACUUCCUGGACCGUUGCUUCCAGGAGAUGCUGGAUGAAGAAGACCAAGACUGGUUUAUUCCAUCACGAGACCUGCCUCAGGCCAUGGGACAGUUGCAACAACAGUUAAAUGGACUGUCAGUCAGCGAUGGGCAUGAUUCUGAAGACAUUUUGAGCAAAAGUAACCUGAACCCGGAUGCCAAGGAAUUUAUUCCAGGAGUGAAGUACUGAGCUGACAAAGCUUUAAGGAGGACUUAACAUGUCCCCACAUCUGGGGACAGCGCUGCACAAAAUGUCAGAGCUGAAGAUGGGGGUGGGGCGGGUAAAGGGUG